UCUCCGUCGCAGUUCGAGGCACUAGAUCUAUGGUUGCCCAUGGCGCUGAUGUCAUACAUUUGUGCCCAUCAAAGUGAAAGUGUUGUUGUUGUUCCCACUGCUACCAAAGCUACUACUACUUUUGCUCGUGAGCCUUCGUGUUGGCCAACUGUCAACUGUCUACUUGGUCGCAGUCGCAGUCAUGUGUCGUUAUCCUGCAAGUGAAAACAAAAGUGUUUUGUGCGCUAUGCGAAAGUAAUUAACCAGAAAAAUUCAAGAAUAAACCCAAAACAACUUGUGAAGUUUUAUGAAGUGAAACUAAACUGAAAUUAGGAUUACUCAAGACUAAAGCAAAUCACAUCACAACUCCAUUAAAGGAUUAUAACAUUAAUAAAUCGUAUCAAUACAAUGGAUAGUUUCAUAUUAUUAUGUUGUCUCUUGCAGUUGUUCAGAAAUGCAGCUGCAGUUAUCGGAGUUGAGAGUCCAUCGAUGGCCGUUGGAGAUGGUGCCGGAGAGAUGCUGGCAUCGUCUCAGCCACCGCCACCGCCAUCAGCACUCACGCUGACGCCAUCGACGCCAUCAAUAACGCAUUUUGUAAAUGACUCCUUCAUCAUCUUCUGCAAAACAGUACAAAAGGAUAUCGACACCAAGUGGCGUGAUCCCCGUGGCCAGACCCGUGAGAAUACCAAAGGACGUGUCCACAUCGAGAAGAAGACGGGUCUGUUGGCUCUCGUCUUUGAGCAUAUUUCACUGGACGAUAAGGGCAACUGGACCUGUGAAAUGGACCCAGCUGCCGCUGCACGGGAACCAACAAAAUCAUUUGAGCUACUCGUAAAUCAGAAGAUCUCGUUUGACAAGACGGAGCUGGUGCAAUCAGUGCGCGAAGGACGCGAUGCGCUGGUCAAUUGCUAUGUCAAAGGACAACCAGCACCGGAAGUCUCUUGGCUGCACAAUGGCGAAUACAUAAACACUGUGAACUCGACGAAGCAUCGACGCCUGUCGGACGGACUGUUUAUCCGGAAUGUGAGUCAAACGGAUGCCGGAGAAUACACAUGUCGCGCCAUGCGCAUCACGCCCACAUUUUCCGAUUCGGAUCAGAUAACGAUACUGCUAAGGAUACAGCAUAAACCCCAUUGGUCAUACAACGAAACGUUGCCAAUGCAAUACGCCUAUGUGGGUGGCGCCGUUAACCUUAGCUGCGAUGCAAUGGGAGAGCCACCGCCAUCGUUCACCUGGCUGCAUAACAGCAAGGGCAUCGUGGGCUUCAAUCAUCGCAUCUUCAUGGCCGACUAUGGGGCGACACUGCAGCUGGAUAUACGCAAUGCCAGCCAGUUUGGCGACUACAAGUGCAAGGUGGCCAAUCCCUUGGGCAUGCUGGAGCGCAUCAUUAAACUGCGAACGGGCAUCAAGCCAAUUGGACCCACACGCAUUCAGCUGAAGCGUUUGUAUCCGGACGCUCUCGAGCUCGAUCUGCGCUCGCCUCGCAUGACCAACGCCACCGAUGAGAUGCAAAUCUUUGGCUAUCGCGUCGCCUACAUGAGCGAGAGUGAUUUCAAAUACAGUGCUGGUAACUGGAGUCAUGCCAAACAGCGCGAUUUCUCCUUCCAUCGCGGUCAUCGUUUCAUUGUGCCACAUUUGAAGAGCAACACGACGUAUUUGAUGCGAGUGGCAUCCCGUAAUCUGGCUGGUCUGAGUGAUUGGAGCACGGUGAGGAAAUUUGCCACUGCAACGGCAUCAAGCUGGAAGGCAAUCAGCUGGCAGCUGCUAAUGAUAUCGUUCAUUGGCCUCGCUUUGAUGUGGUAUUAAAUGAGUAGGAGUGGAGAACAUUAAAUUAUUUGCAUUGAUUAUAGAAUUAUUGAUUAUUCGUUAUUACGACAAACUGAUUAUCAAUUAUCGCGUUUUGAAAACCAAGUUAACUGAAGCCUUAGUUAAUGUUGUUGCUGUUAUUGCUGCUGAAUAUUUUGGAAGCAUCUUGUGUUUAUGUGUGUAUCUUCUGUGAUAAAGUUUUGUGUGCCAUUCACUUACGAUUGAUUAUCCCUCUCCCCAACCCUGAUUAUAUAGAGAGAGACGACUGCUUUGCAAACGAAUUUGUUCAUACCCAUCAUCAUUUCAAAUAUGAAAAUUUGUUUAAUCGACUACAACUAUUGGUUUUGAUUUUGCGGAGACAAAGAAAGAAUCUAUAGAUAAAUUCGAAACAAAACAAAAGUAAACAAAGCAAAAAAAAAAAACAUAUGCAUUGUCAACUCUACCUUAUACGAGUAAUAUGAUAGUUAAAUCUAAAUUUAGCCUAACUCUACAUCAAUGUUGUUCAUGCGAUACUAAAUAAAUAUUUAAAUAGCAUCUAAGAUCUUCCCAAACACACACACACACA
Drosophila albomicans is the source of this 2350-nucleotide messenger RNA. RefSeq names its product neural cell adhesion molecule 2. Gene Ontology annotation, cellular component: neuron projection. The record is from RefSeq and is a predicted model, not a curated record. The transcript is spliced from 7 exons. Lineage: Eukaryota; Metazoa; Arthropoda; Insecta; Diptera; Drosophilidae. Gene Ontology annotation, molecular function: protein binding. Bases 388 to 1785 code for a protein of 465 amino acids.